Messenger RNA from Alnus glutinosa, 2500 nucleotides. RefSeq names its product pentatricopeptide repeat-containing protein At3g22470, mitochondrial-like. The record is from RefSeq and is a predicted model, not a curated record. The transcript has 2 exons. Lineage: Eukaryota; Viridiplantae; Streptophyta; Magnoliopsida; Fagales; Betulaceae. The coding region runs from base 177 to 2246 and encodes 689 amino acids. Gene Ontology annotation, molecular function: protein binding.
UUGACCCUGACCCGAUUUUCUAUGUGUUUUGUGGUUCUUUCAGCUAUCUCUGUUCUUUCUUCUUCUUUCAGUGUUUUUGGUAGACUCAGUGUUUGUUUGAUUUUUCCUUUACUGCUUAUUUCUCUUGAAGUCGCUACAUAAGAUCUGCUUCUGCUUUUCUUCCGCUACAUCAGGAAAUGUGUACGACUGCUAAGUGUAGAAACUCUCUUGCUUUCUUGUUCAAUCAUUUUCUUAACGAUCCUCAUUAUUAUCAUGUAAGGGUUUCGUUCCAUGCUCAAAAUUGCUAUUAUUAUCGUAGUUUUAGUGCUACUUCUCCUAACACUACCAACAGCGUUAGAGAUAAUGUGGAAAGCCCCAAUCAGUUCUUGAAAUCUGUGAGAGAUCAAUGCAUAUCUGGAAGCUUAAGGAAUCUUGGUGAUGCCUUAUGCCUGUUUGAUAGAGUGCUUCAUAUGCACCCUUUGCCUUCCAUUGUGGUUUUCAAUCGACUGCUGAGUGCGAUUGCAAGAAUGAAGAAUCACUCAACUGUGAUUUCUCUGAUUAAAGAAAUGGAACUGUUAGGAAUUGCUCCCGAUGCCUGUACUCUAGGUGUUUUGAUUAAUUGCUUCUGCCAUUUGAACCGGGUGGAUGUCGGCUUCUCUAUCUUAGCAAGAAUUACGAAACUCGGUUUUCAACCGCACUAUAUAAUUCUAAACACUCUUGUUGGGGGGCUAUGUCUUCAGGGUAAAAUUGCUGAAGCUUCAAAGUUCGUUAACGAAAUGGAGAAGAACGGGUACAAACCUAAUACAGUUACCUAUGGCAUUCUGAUUAAUUGCUUUUGCCAUUUGAGUCAGGUGGAUGUCGGCUUUUCUAUUUUAGCAAGAAUUUUGAAACUUGGUUUUCAACCGCACCAUAUAAUUCUAAACACUCUUGUAGGGGGGCUAUGUCUUCAGGGUAAAAUUGAUGAAGCUUCAAGAUUCGUUAACGAAAUGGAGAAGAAUGGCUACAAACCUAAUACAGUUACCUAUGGAACGAUAAUAAACGGUUUAUGUAAAACAGGUGAGACCAAUGUGGCUAUUGGGUUGCUUAGAAAGAUGGAAGAAGGAAAUCUUGAACUUAAUGUAGUGAUGUAUAACACAAUUAUUGAUAGUUUAUGUAAGGACAGAUUGGUAACUGAGGCUUCGAACUUUUUCUUGGAAAUGACAAUUAAAGGAAUUCAGCCAGACCUUUUUACUUACAAAUCUGUAAUUCAGGGUCUAUGCAAUUCCAAACAGUGGAAGGAGGCAAUUAAACUAUUGAAUGAGAUGGUGGAAAGGAAAGUCAUGCCAGAUGUGCGCACAUUCAACAUAUUGGUGGGCACACUUGGUAAAGAGGGAAUGUUGACAAAAGCAAAAGAAGUUUUGGAUGUGAUGAUUCGGAGGGGCUUAGAGCCUGAUAUAAUCACUUAUAAUUCUUUGAUUGACGGUUACUGUUUACAAAAUAGAAUGGAUGAGGCUGUCAAAACAUUUAAUACGAUGGUUGAGAAGGGUUGUUCACCUUCUAUUGUUAAUUAUAACAAAUUGAUCAAGGGAUAUUGUAAAAAUAGAAGAAUUGACGAGGCAAUGAAUCUCUUCUGUGAAAUGCUUGACAACGGAAUAAUUCCUGCUGUUGUCACUUACAACACUCUUAUACUCGGUUUUUGCCUAGUUGGGAGACAUAAGAUUGCAUUAGGGCUACUCCAUGAGAUGCAAGUUUGCGGCCAACAUCCCGUUCUCAAAACUUAUGCUGUUUUGUUAGAUGGCUUGUGUAAGAAUCUACACUUUCCAGAGGCAAUGGCAUUGUUUCAAGAGAUGGAAGACAGAAAGUUAGACCUUAAUAUUGUGAUUUAUAGCAUCUUGAUUGAUGGUAUGUGUAAUGUUGGGCAACUUACGACUGCAAAAGAACUCUUUAAUACUCUUCCUACCAAAGGUUUGCAACCUAAUGUUCAAACUUAUACUAUAAUGAUCAAAGGGCUUUGCAAAGAGGGACUACUAAAUGAAGCCAAAGAAUUAUUUGAGAAAAUGGACGAGAACAAUUGUUCACCUGACCAUGUCACAUAUAACACAGUGAUCCAAGGCUUCUUGCAACAUAAUGAAACAUCAUGGGCAGUGAAAUAUCUCAAGAUGAUGGUUGACAAGGGUUUCUCGGCAGAUGCGACCACGACAACAAUUAUAAUGGACUUGUUGUCUUCUAAUCAGCCAGAUAAGACAUUACAAGAAUUUUUUUCAGAAGCCUAUGUGAAAGCUUUCUAAUUCUUCAACGUGCAGGACAAAUUUCAUCUUCUAACCCUUACUGAGUCAAUCUGUAAGGAAUAAAACUGUAUUUGCUGCAAGUCAUUAAGGUCACUCUCUCAUAUGAUGCAAGUUUUAAGUGUUGAAAUGAGUUGGGGUGGAGCCACAUCAACGUUAAUCAUGCCCUAUAGACAAAGUUAGUCUAUCUCACAGUUGAGUCGUCAAGGCUUGAACAAUUUUUCUUGAAGUAGCUUCCUUUACUUUAAUGUAGUCAG